CAUGAUGCAUCCACAUACCCAAAUGACUUGACUUCACACACUUGAUCACUGUUCAGCAUUCACACUUCACAGUUCACAUACAGACACACUCACUUCACUUACAAAUUCCCAAUCCGACACACCCCCACCUUCCUUUCUCUUUCUUUCAUUCUACUGUUCACUCUCUCAUCACUUUUAUCUGUCCUCUUUUAUUUUGUUCCUUUUCCCAGGUCUUCUUGGAAAAGAAAAGUCGUUGUGCAGGUACCUUCAUGCUCCAACUACUUCCCCUUGCUUCCUCGUCAUUAUCAUCAUCUGUAAUUUCGUAUUAGCGUACACUACACACACUCCUCUUCCUAGCUGCCUUCACAGCAAAAUACUGGGUGUAAUAUCCACUAUAUAUACAGACCCCAGUGGAGGAAGUGAUGGAAGCAGUUUACAGGUUGAAACCUCUUUUGCCUUGUCUAGAGGAGGAAGUGGUUAGAGUUGGGAACGCUACUACUUCUGAGAUGCGUGUUGGAUCAACGGCUAAUUGUUGUUACCUGCAGCUGGAAGCUCCUCAACAGAAUAAUGUAACCGAGUCAUCAUCAGAUAUGUCAGAUCGGAUGAUCAAGAUCCAGAUCGCAAAUCACCCUCUUUAUCCAGAUUUACUCUCUGCAUAUAUAGAAUGCCAAAAGGUUGGAGCACCGCCGGAACUGGCAUGCCUUCUUGAAGAAAUAGGCCGAGAAAGCCACCGCAUGAAUGCUCGCCGUGAGAUUGUGGAGGGUCCUGAACUUGACCACUUCAUGGAAACAUUCUGCGAAGUUCUUCAUAGAUACAAGGAGGAGUUGUCCAGGCCCUUCAAUGAAGCGACGUUAUUUUUGGGUGACAUGGAAUCACAACUCAGCAACCUUUGUAAUGGAACACUAACAAAGUCAUCGGAUAACAACAACCGCUCCGAUGAGGUAGCUAGUGGGGCAUCAGAAGAGGAAUUAAGUUGUGGGGAGAUGGAAGCAUUUGAAGAUCAUGUAUCUUCUUCUGUAACUUGCCCAAGUGAUCAAAGGCUUAAAGAAAUGCUCCUUCGCAAAUACAGCGGCCAUUUUAGCGGUUUGAGAAAGGAAUUUCUAAAACGAAGAAAAAAGGGUAAGCUACCAAAGGAUGCAAGGAUAGCACUCAUGGACUGGUGGAACACCCAUCAUAGAUGGCCUUAUCCUACGGAAGAGGAGAAAGUGAAGUUGUCAGAAAUUACUGGACUGGAUCAAAAGCAGAUCAAUAAUUGGUUCAUCAAUCAGAGAAAACGUCAUUGGAAACCAACUGAUGACAUGCGAUCUGCCGUUAUGGACGGCAUAAGAGGACCUAUGUUGUUUUAAUUCUGGAAAGUGGUCCUCAACGAUCUGAUUCUGAACUUGGAAUCUUUGCAAUUGCAGGAGUAAUGUAUAUGUAUUGCAUUCCCUGUUAUACAUGAUAUACUAAAUUUUGGAGUCUGAACUGAUGAUUGCCAGGUGCGUUUGGCUAAUAUACUUAUCAAAUUUGUAGCUAUGGUAGUGUAAUGCGUCAUUGUAGUGCAGCAUUUCUGAAUCUUUUAUUACUUUUUAUAACAAUGUCAUGCUGAAGAAAGAAAAGAAUGGAUCUUCCUCUAGGUAGCAGCUCUUUCAUUAUAGUAUUUCACAAAAAUUAUUACUGA
Messenger RNA from Glycine soja, 1639 nucleotides. RefSeq names its product homeobox protein knotted-1-like 1. Gene Ontology annotation, molecular function: DNA binding; DNA-binding transcription factor activity, RNA polymerase II-specific. Gene Ontology annotation, biological process: regulation of DNA-templated transcription. The record is from RefSeq and is a predicted model, not a curated record. The transcript has 6 exons. Gene Ontology annotation, cellular component: nucleus. NCBI's taxonomy places the organism in Eukaryota, Viridiplantae, Streptophyta, Magnoliopsida, Fabales, Fabaceae. The coding region runs from base 402 to 1325 and encodes 307 amino acids.